AUGGACACGCAGCUCAUAGAUGCCACCCCUGAAGUUGCGAUAAUCAAAGAAGAAGUGUGCUCUCCUAGAGCUCACAACGCCAGCGACAUCGAGUACCACUCAGGACAUCGAUACUACGCUGCACUUAAGGACAUGGAUCUCUCACCGCCAGUAUUCCGCAAUACACACACAACGCUGUGCAACGAAGACGCUCGCUUUAAAGCGGGAUUCAACUUCUGCUUACCAAUUUCUGGACGGAAAGACACACCGUUUUGUCUCGCUGCGGACCGUAGCGACUUACUUCAUACCCGCUCACACAAGUCAAUCUGUUACGCUAGUGUGUUGCACAUGUUGUUGGUCGAGGUCUAUGAAGAGCUACAGGCGACCGGGAAUACUCCUCUGAUCAUCUUUGGCUCCUUAUUAGGAGCUGUACGGAAUGGCUCGAUGAUCCCGUUCACUGAAGACACGGAUAUCGGAUAA
Messenger RNA from Phytophthora infestans T30-4, 459 nucleotides. RefSeq lists its product as uncharacterized. NCBI's taxonomy places the organism in Eukaryota, Oomycota, Peronosporomycetes, Peronosporales, Peronosporaceae. The record is from RefSeq and is a predicted model, not a curated record. The transcript is spliced from 2 exons. The coding region runs from base 1 to 459 and encodes 152 amino acids.